Humulus lupulus (European hop) is the source of this 1799-nucleotide messenger RNA. RefSeq names its product probable LRR receptor-like serine/threonine-protein kinase At1g53440. Bases 29 to 1669 code for a protein of 546 amino acids. NCBI's taxonomy places the organism in Eukaryota, Viridiplantae, Streptophyta, Magnoliopsida, Rosales, Cannabaceae. The transcript is spliced from 18 exons. The record is from RefSeq and is a predicted model, not a curated record. Gene Ontology annotation, molecular function: protein binding.
UCAUUUCCAACCUUAAACUACAACUUCAAUGCUAUCUCUCUCACACUCAAAAUUAAGAUCGAUGGGAUAUAGUAUUACUGUAGCUGUGUUUGUAUAUGGAUUUCUGGCUCUGAUUUGCUUUAAUGGUUUUGAAUCUAAUGCUGAACCUCUGCCUCCAGAAGAAGUGCAAAUUCUUAAAAUAAUAUCCAGAAAGCUACCGCCGCUGAGCGAUAUUUGGAACAUCACUCCAAAUUCUUGUAUGAAUAGGAAUUCUUCUGGCUUCGAUAUGACAAAUUCGACAGAACCUUUUGACAUUCUAAGCAUUGUCACAUGUAGUGAAGGCUGUUCUGCACAAAAUGGUACUUUUUGCCAUGUCAAAGAAAUCCAGUUGAAGGGUCUCAAUCUAGUGGGAGUUUUACCAGAAGAAUUUGGAAAUCUUACUCAUCUUGAAGUAAUUGAUCUCACUCGCAACUACAUCAGUGGAUCAAUCCCACAAAGCUUUUUUCGUCUUCCCCUGCGUAAUCUAUCUGUUUCGGGAAACCGACUCAGUGGUUCCAUUCCUCCGGAGAUCGGUAACAUUAGUACGCUCACGGAACUGGUAUUAGAGGCUAAUCUCUUUGAUGGCCAUCUUCCUCCAGAGAUUGGGAGAUUGCGUAACUUGCGAAGACUCUUGCUGAGUGCAAACAAUUUUACUGGACCAAUACCAGAAACGUUUGGAAAGUUGUUGAACUUAACCGAUUUUAGGAUAGAUGGGACCAGAAUAUCAGAGAGCAUACCUGCACUUAUUGGGAACUGGAUCUAUCUUGAUAGAUUGGAUAUGCAGGGCACAUCCAUGGAGGGUCCUCUUCCUUCCAGCAUAUCAAAUUUGAAAAACUUGACUGAAUUGAGAAUAUCUGAUUUGGUGGGACCAAGUACAACUUUCCCUGAUUUGAGAGAUUUGAAGCAUUUGGAAGUAUUGGCAUUGAGGAAUUGCUUAAUUAAUGAUAAAAUUCCAGAUUACAUUAAACAGCUGACAGCAUUGAAGACAUUGGACUUGAGUUUCAACAACUUGACUGGUGUAAUUCCAAAGGGAAUGGGGACUAGUCAACCCGACCUAAAUUUCGUGUUUUUGACCAACAACUCGCUCACUGGAGUGGUAUCAGAGUCGAUAAUAAACCCCAAGGCCAAUUUUGAUUUAUCGUACAACAAUUUCACGAAACCAGCUGACCAGCUUGAUUGUUCAGAUUUGGGAAAAAUGAAUCUAGUUUCAAGUUACAGAGAUUCUGAGACCAAUUCAUGGUGCUUGAAGAAGGAUCUUCCCUGCUCAGGAAAACCAAAACAUGAUUCAUUGUAUAUCAAUUGCGGAGGGGAGAACAUGCCAGUUGAUGGGAAUGAAUAUCUAGGGGACCAAAUCCAAGGGGGUGAGACUAAAUUCUUUUCACAAUCAGAGAAAUGGGCCUAUAGUAGCACUGGGGUUUUCAUGGGUGAAGCGAGUUUACCAUACACCACACGGUUGACUUUAUCAAAUGAUUCUUUAAAAUUAUAUGAAACGGCACGCCUUGCUCCUCAAUCACUCAAGUACUACGGCCUCUGUUUGCUAAGAGGCAGUUACAAAGUGCAGCUUCACUUUGCUGAGAUUAUGUUUUUUGAUAACCAGACAUUUCAAAGCCUUGGCAGGCGCAUAUUCCAUAUCACAAUUCAGAGACUCUGAUGGUAGGUCUCACUCUAUAAAUAUAGAGUACCGGUCCCCAAGCUCGCUACUCAUUCUGACUUUCAGUAACUCCAUCUAAAAGAGUUAGUGAGAGCUUGGAAGCCCGUGUACUCGUUCUAAUUUCUGUUCU